AAACCUUUUAAAUCCCUCUUCUACCGUAGGGAUUACAGGAUUUUAUCCCAAUUUUGUAUCCAUCAAGUUGUCUAGUAGUGCCUGUUAUUAUUAGGGUGUAUUCAUUAAAUCAAGACGGCCACCUGGCUUUUGAAGUUUGUUCUUGCUAUAUCUCCAAAAAUACUAAAUGGAUCUUUCUGAAAUUUUGUAAGUACAUACAGUACCUACCAUGGAGUGCUAUAUCUUUACCUCAUAUCAAGUACUUAAAACACAUCCAGGUGAGCGAUACAGACCAUCUUGGCCUCUCAUUUAAAAAUACUAGAUGGAUCUUUCCCAUAUAUAUAUGAUAUCAAAGUUUCCCUUGAUCCUUGUAGCUGUGUAAUUGUUUCAUUUUGCAACGGAUUGGAAAACAAGAUGGCUACCAACUCCACUGUUUACUUGGCUCUGUGUUAACACCGAUACAUACAUUUCGUUAUAGUAGUUCAGUGUCAACUAAAGAGUAAACUUGACAUCUUCCUACAUUUUCUAUUUCAGGUGAAAAAGUAACAGAGUGAAAAUGUCAAAACGAGCCAGCACAUCCUCGGCUGACAGUCCGAAGCAGCAGAUUAAAUACAAGCACUCUUGUAUGGUCAGACGUCUUAGCAAGCACUUUGAUCCAGCGCUUAAAAAUUGGGAUGAUCUCCUGGUGCUACUGUCAAAUUUCUUAGACCCUGUAGAUUUAUAUGGAAAAGACAACAAUUUCAUAAAGAUUUGUGAUAAACUGAUGGCUAAUGGAACCAUAAGUCUUGGAUCCUAUGAUAAGCUGUAUGAAGUGAUCAACUCAAUUGAUGUGAGACCAGCUGAGAUCAUACAAGAGACAUCUGUCGAAAUCAAAGAUAUCGAGUCAAAAGGACCAUCAGAAACCAAGCGACCCAGAACUGGAGAAGGAGACCAGACAAAAGAUAGGGAUCCUAAGCUAACUAUGAUAGGUGAGUUUACUGAACAGGGAUGGAUAAGAAGAUCGGACUUGAUGAAGGAGAGCUGCAGCAUACCGUGUAUAUCAACCAAACUAAUCUUCAGGGACAGCGACUAGUGAAAA
Messenger RNA from Mizuhopecten yessoensis (Yesso scallop), 1057 nucleotides. RefSeq lists its product as uncharacterized. The record is from RefSeq and is a predicted model, not a curated record. Lineage: Eukaryota; Metazoa; Mollusca; Bivalvia; Pectinida; Pectinidae. The transcript is spliced from 4 exons. The coding region runs from base 536 to 1051 and encodes 171 amino acids.